Rhizoctonia solani is the source of this 1290-nucleotide messenger RNA. Its product is annotated as cell wall glycoside hydrolase YteR. The record is from RefSeq and is a predicted model, not a curated record. The coding region runs from base 1 to 1290 and encodes 429 amino acids. Lineage: Eukaryota; Fungi; Basidiomycota; Agaricomycetes; Cantharellales; Ceratobasidiaceae. Gene Ontology annotation, biological process: carbohydrate metabolic process. The transcript is spliced from 6 exons.
AUGCCUGUGACGCGUGCGUCUGAAGGCGGGAUGCAACAUGUGUCUGGCCUUAGCUCCACGUGGCCCCUUCUCUGCCUGAACGCCCCUAACGAACUUCACGAUGAUACCCUCGACGACUUUGCUAUUCCUAGUGCUUUCCUAUAUUCGGUUGGCGUAUACCCGACCCCUUCUGCCUCGACAGGACGACCCAGCUCCUGUACAACUAUUAUCUUCGUCCCAGAUUGCCCUAGUCGAAGCUCGCAUGCUGGAGCAGUCCAAGGGAGCUGGGAGCUCGGAACUGCAACUCAAAGCUUGUUCGAGUACGAAUACCCCUCGUUUUCGGUAUACGGAAAUAACUUUGUAUCUCCACCCAAAUCACUUCCCAAAAACGCGGACAUAAGCAAGAUCCUCAAUAUCACCGAUCAAAUCGUCCUCGCGCGUCCUCCUGGCGUAUUGAGCUUCAUGCCAGACCAGGCAGCCGGCGAUCCGCCAAGCCUUGGCGUAUCCAUGCUCUUUGCCAACUGGACCGUCCGCUCGCCCACAUCUACCGGAUCGAGCAACUAUGCGAGUGCGAUCAUCGAUCAAUUAAACUACAGUUUAACCCGUGCGCCUCGUGCCCCCAACGGUGCCAUCUCUCACCGCGUGGAUCAGAUUCAAUUAUGGUCCGAUUCGGUGUAUAUGCUUCCUCCUUUCUUGGCCUAUUUUGGCGCUCUGCACCGCGACGAGGGUGUUAUGCGCGCCGCGUACGAUCAAGUUCGACUUUAUCGUGAUUUGCUCUUUGACGGGAGCGUCGGGCUAUGGCGCCACAUUGUUCUUGGGAACGGCGAAGACCUGAGCCAUUGGUCGACAGGGAACGGCUGGGCCGCCGCGGGGAUUAUGCGUGUCUUGAUCACCAUCAAAGAGUCGUCCCUCGCCGACAAGUUUGCCGCCGAGCAGGGUAACCUUGAAGGGUGGGCCUUGGAAAUUGUUAACAACAUAUGGAACUACCAGCAAGCCAACGGGACUCUUUUGAACUAUGCAACAGACGGAAACUCGUUUGCCGAUUCGGCAAGCACGGCUCUGCUAGCUGCAGCAACAUACCGCCUCGCAACAUACCUCGACUCGACCGGAUCCAACGCGGACAUAUCCAAGGCGCUCUCCGCUGCCUCGCGUGCGCGCACGCUCGUCUCUCGUUCGCUCGAUGCGGACGGAUGGCUGUUGAACGUCGUCGAUCCUUGGAAUUUCCCCCUUCGUGGAACUCGGAGUGCUGAAGGCCAGGCGUUUGUGCUUAGUCUUGAAGCUGCGUACCGGGAUUAUAGGAAUCGGGCCUAG